CUGCUUCCGUCACGCCGCUGAAGCGGAGUAGGGCCGAGCGCGGAACGCUAGGAGCUGCUGGGUGUGUGUCGCAGCGGGUUUUCUCGGCUGUUUACGGAGCUUCUAGGAUGGAGCCGGCUCCGGAGGGAGCGAGCGUGACCGCAGUACCUGUGUCAGCUGCCGACAGCACGGUGGAGUUGGCCGAAGUCGAAGAAGGAGUUGGAGUAGCGGGUGAGAACGACGCAGCCCCGAGAGGAGCGGAGGCCGUUGGUGACAGUGAGGAGGACGGGGAAGAUGUGUUCGAAGUGGAGAAGAUCCUGGACAUGAAGACGGAGGGGGGUAAAGUUCUUUACAAAGUUCGCUGGAAAGGCUAUACAUCAGAUGACGACACCUGGGAGCCUGAGGUUCACCUGGAGGACUGUAAAGAGGUGCUUCUUGAAUUUAGGAAGAAGAUUGCAGAGAACAAAGCCAAAGCAGUUAGGAAGGACAUUCAGAAACUAUCCUUAAAUAAUGACAUAUUUGAGGCAAACUCUGAUAGCGAUCAGCAAAGUGAGACAAAAGAAGAUACUUCCCCAAAGAAGAAAAAGAAAAAAUUAAGGCAGAGAGAAGAGAAAAGCCCAGAUGAUAUGAAAAAGAAAAAGGCAAAGGCCGGAAAACUAAAAGACAAAUCCAAACCAGACCUGGAGAGCUCCUUGGAAAGCUUAGUUUUUGAUUUAAGGACAAAGAAAAGAAUUUCGGAAGCCAGAGAAGAACUAAAGGAGUCCAAAAAGCCCAAAAAAGAUGAAGUAAAAGAAACAAAGGAAUUAAAGAAAGUUAAAAAGGGUGAAAUAAGAGAUUUAAAGACGAAAACAAGAGAAGAUCUCAAAGAAAAUAGAAAAACAAAAAAAGAAAAAUGGGUCGAAUCCCAGGUGGAAUCUGAAUCAAGUGUACUUAAUGAUUUGCCCUUUACAGAGGAUGACAGUGAAGGGCUACUUUCUGAGAGCAGAGAAGAGAGACAAAAAACUAAAAGUGCAAGAGAGAAAGCAGGGCAGGACGCAGGGCUGGAGCGCAGCUUCGAAAAGCCCCUGGAUAGUGCCUUGAGUGCUGAGGAGGAUACCGAUGUCAGAGGCAGGAGGAAAAAGAAGACCUCGAGAAAGUCUGAGGACACUAGAGACAGCAGGAAGCUAGAGAACAAGAACACUUUCUUAGAGAAGAAAACUGUGCCUAAAAAGCAGAGGAAUCAAGACAGAGGAAAAAGUGCUGCAGAGUUAGAGAAACUGACACCUGUGUCUGCCCAAACUCCAAAGGGCUGGAGGUUGAGCGGGGAAGAGAGAAGCCUCCGGUCCACUGACUCAGCCGAGGAGGACAAAGAGACCAAAAAAAAUGAACCCAAAGAAAAAUAUCAGAAAAGGCAUGAUUCCGACAAGGAAGAAAAAGGGCGAAAAGAGGCAAAAGGAUUAAAGACACUUAAGGAAAUCAGAAGUGCAUUUGACUUAUUAAAAUUAACACCAGAAGAAAAAAAUGAUAUUUCUGAGAAUAAUCGAAAAAGAGAAGAAAUGCCACUGGAUUUAAAAACCAUAGAUGAUCACAAAACCAAGGAAAACAAACAGUCACUUAAAGAAAGGAGAAACACCAGAGACGAAACGGAUACUUGGGCAUACAUUGCUGCGGAAGGUGAUCAGGAGGUUUUAGACAGUGCAUGCCAAGCAGAUGAGAAAUCAGAUGGCAGGCAGCAGAUUCUGAGUUUGGGUAUGGACCUUCAGUUGGAAUGGAUGAAGUUAGAAGAUUUCCAAAAGCACCUUGAUGGGGAUGAUGAGAAUUUUGCUGCAGCAGAUGGAAUUCCAAGUAAUGUGUUAAGGGAUGCCGUGAAAAAUGGGGAUUAUAUUACUGUAAAAGUUGCCCUUAAUUCAAAUGAAGAAUAUAACCUGGACCAAGAGGAUUCCAGCGGGAUGACACUGGUGAUGCUUGCCGCUGCAGGAGGGCAAGACGACCUCCUGCGACUCCUCAUCACGAAAGGCGCGAAAGUGAACGGUCGGCAGAAGAACGGGACCACCGCCCUCAUUCAUGCUGCAGAGAAGAACUUUUUAACUACAGUGGCUAUUCUUUUGGAAGCAGGAGCUUUUGUAAAUGUCCAGCAAAGCAAUGGUGAGACCGCGCUGAUGAAGGCCUGUAAAAGAGGAAAUUCAGACAUUGUACGACUCGUAAUUGAAUGUGGAGCUGACUGCAACAUUUUGUCAAAGCACCAAAACAGUGCCCUGCACUUUGCAAAGCAGUCUAACAAUGUGCUUGUGUACGACUUGCUGAAGAGCCAUUUAGAGACACUUUCCAGAGUAGCAGAAGAGACAAUAAAGGAUUACUUUGAAGCUCGCCUUGCUCUGCUAGAACCAGUUUUUCCAAUUGCAUGUCAUCGACUCUGUGAGGGGCCAGAUUUUUCAACAGAUUUUAAUUACAAACCCCCACAGAAUAUGCCAGAAGGCUCUGGCAUCCUGCUGUUUAUCUUCCAUGCAAACUUUUUGGGUAAAGAAGUUAUUGCGCGGCUCUGUGGACCAUGCAGUGUACAAGCUGUAGUUCUGAAUGAUAAAUUUCAACUUCCUGUUUUUCUGGACAGUCAUUUUGUUUACUCAUUCAGCCCUAUUGCAGGUCCCAAUAAACUCUUCAUAAGGUUGACGGAAGCACCCUCUGCCAAGGUGAACAUCCUUUCUUCAUAUUUAGUGUCACUACUCAAGUUGUUACUCCAGAUUACUGUGUCAUCAUUAGAAAAGAAUUCCAAGAAUCCUGGUGUGUCUGUCCUAGAGACAGGCACUUCCUUGAGUAGUGAUUCUAGGUGCACUCCCUCGGUCUACACUGUGUUAGACAUGAUAAUGUGGCAGGAAAAGGACCAGGCUGCAGCUGAGAAGAACGCCCUCUAGAGGAUGCAGCCGUCUGAAUCAUGUUCUAGGCCUUCGUAUGGAAUUGCCAAAUGUGUUAUCUUUAGGGCGGUCCCUAAUCUCUCUUGUGUGAAAGGAAGCUGGACAAAAUAGUCUGUCUAAUAAAACAGUAAUAUAAAAUUAUAAGCACUUGGAAUUAUUUCUUGAAUUAAAAUGGCAGUGAUCUAACAGUGUAAAUUGAUGAUAAGCAACUUGAAAAUAUUGCCAAAUAAUAGAAGCAAACCUCAGCUAUGUGUGGUUUUUCUUGUAAGGGUAAAUCUGGAUCUGUACUGACACCUGCAUUCUUUUCUUUCAACAGGUUAAGUUGCUAAUAGGUGCAUAUAGAGUGCAGCUGCAGUGACCAAACAGCAGGGAUUGGGUGGAGUUCUCUGCAGACCGAUUCCUGUAUCUCUUUGACAGCAGUUUGGAAUUCCAGCACAUCUAUGUAAAGUUUUGUCUAAACCUCUUGCAAUCAAGCCUGUUGUCUGUCAUAGUCCGUAAGAUGCAACAUAGCUGUGUCUGUGCCAGGGUGCUGGAAUCUCAGUGCAGUGUCCAGACUGCAUAUUUCAGUUUUUCCACAAUGUGGAUAGUACAUAUGAGGAUUAUUUAAGAAAAUUAAAGACUUUUUCUUUUUUUUUUUGGAGAUAGAGUUUCACUCUUGUGGCCCAGGCUGGAGUGCAAUGGCACAACCUCAGCUCACCGCAACCUCUGCCCCCCAAGUAGCUAGGAUUACAGGCAUGCCCAGCUAAUUUUUUAUUUUUAGUAGAGACGGGGUUUCUCCAUGUUGGGCAAGCUGGUCUCAAACUCCUGGCCUCAGGUGAUCCAACCACCUCAGCCUCCAAAGUGCUGGGAUUACAGGUGUGAGCCACUGUGCCCAGCAAGACUUAUUAACUUGAAAUUUUUUGUUAGCCCUGGUGAACUUCUGUGUUUAAAAAAAAGUAAAAAAUUCAACUAUGAAGCAUUUGCUUACAGCAAGGGAGCCAUGUUAUAGUCAAGUUACCCAAGCACGGAAUAAAGUGUGGGUUUGUUGCCCUUGAAGGGGUUGGGAGUCCUGAUCUUUUUCUAGUAGACACAUUCCCCAAGCACAAAAAGUGGAGACGGCAGUCGCUCUAUAAAUGUGCUGUAGUCACUUAUCUUUUCAAAGGGUAACAAGUCUAAGAUUUAGCAAGAAUAUAAAUCAGUACACUACGAGGCAUGAAAUAAUAUUAAAUGUAAACUUUUGGCCGGGUGUCGUGGCUCACACCUAUAAUCCCAGUGCUUUGAAGGCUGAAGCUGGAGGACCGCUUAAGCACAAGAGUUCAAGACCAGCCUGGGUAACACGGGUGGCACACACCCAUAGUCCCAGCUUUUCAGGAAGCUGAGGUGAAAGGAUUGCUUGAGCUGGGAGGCCAAGGCUGCAGUGAACCGUGAAAGGCCACUGCACUCCAGCCUAGGUGACAGAAUGAAAUCCUGUCUCAAAAACAAAAACAAAACAAUGAGCUUUUAACUUUGUUCUUGGAAUCUGUACCUUUUUUUAAAGCCACAUCUUGUACCUUUGUUUUGAGUAUCAACUGGGAAGAUGGGACUUAGGUAUCAGCCAAGCCUAUUACCUAUCAGCUGUGUGGGAGCCGCCACCCUAUCUUGGAAGAGUUCCUGCUUCUGUAGAUUACCCACAGGUUGAACUCAUAGCCUCUUAAAUAAUAUCUGGCAAGCAUAAAUCAAGCUCAGUCUGGGUUAUGGAGAAGUUGAAAAUUGUUUUGUUCCUCAUUAGUUUCUAAUUGUAUAAAAUACGAUUUUAAUGAAAACUUUUCAGAAUUCAUAUUUGUAUAGAUAUUUCAGAGCACCAUUUUUACUUUACAUCCUAAAACUGCCUUUUCCUAUGGUUUUGUCAAUAAAACAUUAUGACGUUGGUC
This is a messenger RNA of Callithrix jacchus (white-tufted-ear marmoset), 4756 nucleotides long. It is a transcript of the gene MPHOSPH8, whose product is annotated as M-phase phosphoprotein 8. Gene Ontology annotation, molecular function: chromatin binding. The record is from RefSeq and is a predicted model, not a curated record. Gene Ontology annotation, cellular component: heterochromatin; nucleus. NCBI's taxonomy places the organism in Eukaryota, Metazoa, Chordata, Mammalia, Primates, Cebidae.